AUGUUGGAGCGUUUUCAGUCUAAUAUUUAUAAUUUCCCCCCAUUAUUUACUAAACAACCAAACAUUAUAAUAUAUAAUAAACAAUUGGAAACAUGGCAGUCUUUAAUAUUAAGAUUCUGCGAACAAAAUAAGAUAUGGGUAACGACUCCGGUGUUUAAUACCACCGAUAACUCGCUGCAGAAAAACUUGUUUCAAAAUCACAAAAUUAAUAGAAGCUUGGAUAAUGAUUUUCAAGCCUAUAUAUGGGAUUACAUGUUAAAUACGACUCAAAAAUUAAUAAAUUUGGGGCAUGAUAAUGCUUCUAAUAUAAUCUAUAAUAGUGGUACCAACGAUAUUAAUAGCAAUAACAAUAAUAGUACAAAAUACUAUAUCUUAUGGAGAUCCAUAGAGGAUUGGUGUUCAAAUAUUUUAAAUUAUCUAGUAAGUACUGGCGCUAGUAGUACUUCUAAUAAUAUUUUCACUUUAUAUGAAUUAACUCAAGUUUAUGGGCAAGAUUUUUAUAAUAUGGAUUUAGAUUUAUUGAGGUAUAUUGUGGUCACUGAGUUGUGUAAUAAAAGAAAAAGAGCUGUGUGUUUGUAUGAUGAAGAAGAUAAUAGUAAAAACAAGAAAGUGGUUAUGGGGAUUAAAUUGUUAUAG
This is a messenger RNA of Saccharomycodes ludwigii, 636 nucleotides long. It is a transcript of the gene VPS25, whose product is annotated as ESCRT-II subunit protein VPS25. The record is from RefSeq and is a predicted model, not a curated record. Gene Ontology annotation, molecular function: protein homodimerization activity; structural molecule activity. The transcript has a single exon. Gene Ontology annotation, biological process: protein transport to vacuole involved in ubiquitin-dependent protein catabolic process via the multivesicular body sorting pathway. Lineage: Eukaryota; Fungi; Ascomycota; Saccharomycetes; Saccharomycodales; Saccharomycodaceae. Gene Ontology annotation, cellular component: ESCRT II complex. Bases 1 to 636 code for a protein of 211 amino acids.